Messenger RNA from Neolamprologus brichardi, 1350 nucleotides. RefSeq names its product potassium channel, subfamily K, member 12 like (gene kcnk12l). Gene Ontology annotation, molecular function: outward rectifier potassium channel activity; potassium ion leak channel activity. Gene Ontology annotation, biological process: potassium ion transmembrane transport; stabilization of membrane potential. NCBI's taxonomy places the organism in Eukaryota, Metazoa, Chordata, Actinopteri, Cichliformes, Cichlidae. Gene Ontology annotation, cellular component: plasma membrane. The record is from RefSeq and is a predicted model, not a curated record.
AUGGCUAAGAGGAGGGCUGCAGGUAGCUGCUGCUGCUGCCCCAGAGCGCCCAUGAAAGAGGACAAUGCUCGUUUUUGCCUGCUGGCCGGACUCAUCCUGCUCUACUUAUUGUGCGGAGCUGCCAUCUUCUCAGCCUUGGAACACCCGUUUGAGCUCCGCGCACGCCUCCUGUGGAAACAGCAGCUGGACAACUUCACCAGGAGAUACAGGGUCAACCUGGGCGCCCUGCACACUCUGCUGAGGCAGUAUGAGGAGGCAAACGGAGCUGGCAUCAGGGUGGACACAUUAAGGCCACGCUGGGACUUUUCUGGAGCUUUCUACUUUGUGGGCACAGUGAUCUCCACUAUUGGUUUUGGCAUGACCACACCAGCAACCAUAGCAGGAAAAAUAUUCCUAAUCUUCUAUGGUCUCAUUGGCUGUGCUGCCACCAUCCUCUUUUUUAACCUCUUCCUGGAGAGGAUCAUCACCAUGUUAGCUUACAUCAUGCGCUGGUGUCAUGAGCGUCGGCUGAGGUGUGCUGGAGUUGGGGUGGUGUCGAGCAGGGAGGAGUCAUCUGGUGAAGAGGACAGUCUGGAAGGAUGGAAGCCAUCCGUCUAUUACGUGAUGCUGAUCUUAGGGAUAGCAUCUGUUGUGAUUGCUUGCAGUGCCUCCACUCUGUACAGCUCCAUGGAGAACUGGAGCUACGUGGACUCUCUGUACUUUUGCUUCGUGGCCUUCAGCACCAUUGGCUUCGGGGACCUGGUGAGCAGCCAGAGGCAGCAGUACGAUUCUCAGGAGGCCUACCGGUUUGGAAACUGCCUUUUCAUCUUAAUGGGGGUUUGUUGCAUCUACUCACUUUUCAACGUCAUUUCUAUCGUCAUCAAGCAGACUCUCAACUGGAUCCUGGGAAAGCUGGUCUGCUCAGGGAAGCAUCAGCUCUGUUCCUGCUCCACCCCUGGCUGCUGGUGGCUCUGCUGCCCCUGUCCCCACAACAAAAAUCACAAACAGAGGCGUCAACUGCGUCAACUGGCACACUUCAGGCCAAAACGCAUCAAACGCAACGCUGUGCAGCCCAUCUCAUCCCACCACCGCUACACAGACGGCUCGGUUGAGACUGUGUGCGACAGCGAGACGGAUGCGGGCGCGUUGGCUGAAGUACAAGUGGGGCGUCGUUUGUCAGGGGAGAUGAUCUCAGUCAAUGAGUUCAUGGUGUCCAACAAGGUGUCUCUGGCACUGCUGCAGAAACAGCUGAGUGAAACAGCUCACCAGGGCCCACGGCAGAGCUACAGCCAUCAGAAUGGUUUCUCUGGUGGUGUGGGAGCACUGGGGAUUAUGAAUAAUCGCUUACAGGAAACCAGUGUGGAUAGAUAG